This is a messenger RNA of Punica granatum (pomegranate), 921 nucleotides long. Lineage: Eukaryota; Viridiplantae; Streptophyta; Magnoliopsida; Myrtales; Lythraceae. The record is from RefSeq and is a predicted model, not a curated record.
AGUUGGCCCUUCAGGGGUAUUCCCUCUUCUCUUCUUCUGAACACACAAAUGUGUAAAGAAUUUCAAAACUUGCUUUCCUUUCUCCACUUUUGCUUCUGAAAUCAUCAUAUCUUUUCUCUCCAAUUCCAUACUCUCUCUGUACUCUCUCUCUCUCUCUCUCUCUCUCUCUCUUUCCCUCCCUCUCUCUCUCUCUCACACACACACAAUUUAGCAUUGGAGCUGGUUCAUGGAUAUUGAUCUUUUGUGGGCUAUUGGGGGGUGGUUUCUAUUUUUUGAUUGCAUGGCAACAAUUACAACAACUACUAGAACCUCGCCAAUCCCGAAGACCCGCAACAUCAUUGCCGUCCUCGCGCUCCUCCUCUUUGUGUUCCUUGUUUCGACCCGACACGUAGAUCAACACCCUGCGGUCCUGCUAAUGGCCUCAUCCUCGGUGUCCAUCACCUCCCGAAGGCUCCUCUCUGAAAACUCCGUGAAUUUCCACCCAAAACCGUCAACGGCCAACAAACGUCACCGUUCUUCUUCAUCGACUCCCAGGAGAGAGUUUGAAGCCGGCGCUCACGAGGUUCCAAGUGGGCCAAACCCUAUAUCGAAUCGGUGAAUAAACAGGAGGCAGGCACCUUAAUUAGUUGGGGUUACGUAAUUAUAAACGACUUGAAGGGAUGAAGAAGAGGAAGAGCUAGAGAGGCAUUUGCUAGUGGGGGUAAUUUCAUCGACAUACUUUGUUACUUGUCAUCCUAUGAGAGAGGGUUUGUUUGAUUACAGUCCAUAUAUAUAUAUAUAUAUAUAUAUGUAUGUAUGUUUAUCAUGGUUAUAUAUUGCUCUCUCCUUAUUUCUUUUCUUUGCUCUUCCUAUAUGUUUUUGUAUAGCAAAAAUAUACUCUUUAUUCCUCUAUAAAUUUGUAUGUCUCAUGCCAUUAUAAUC